AUGAAAAGUUUAAAUCUUAUGCCUGAUUUUACUGUUGAUCUGCGAGAAUUAAAAUUUAUGACCUAGACGCAAUUUUGCGGUCUGCUCAGAACGUUGAUCAAAUCUAAUAAAUAUCUAGAUUGGUAUAACAGCAAGCACUGAGCAUUUCAUUAAAUAUGAAAGGAAAAUCGUGGGCACGUCCGCUAUAAAGGAGCAGGAGCAGAAAUUGAAGGAUUGGUAACCCGAGCGACGUACGUUUCUGCUUAUAGGCUUCAAUAGGCCCGAAUGGCUGUGCAUCGAAAACGCCGAAGUGAAAACUUGUGUCACUCUACCUGAACCUGACAGAAAACAAGGAUGGAAAGGGAAAUAUCAGGUAACCAAAUAAGGUCGUGCGGUUUUUAGUAGAAAAACAUAAAUCUUUAUUGAGAAAGAAUAAGACACUAUUUAUUCGUCGAAGUAAUUACCAUCACAUUCAAUGACCUUUUGCCAACGUGGAACCAGUUUUUGUAUGCCGGUAUUGUAGAACUCCCCUCAUACAGUUGUCAAGAGUCAAAAAAAGGUGCUAAUCACUGGGCGAAAUGUUGGGAGAAUAUGGCGGGUGUGGUAACGUUUCCCAGCCGAGUUAUGAAAUUUUUUCUCGGGUCACUUCUGCGGUGUGGGGCUUGGUGUUAUCCUUCAAGAAUAUCACUUUCUUCCGAUUUAUCAAGGAAGCUGUUUGUACUCGUUGAAGCUGCUCACAAUACAAGUUUGCAGUGAAGGUUUGACCCCUUUCCAAAAACUGAUAAUGGGCAAUUCCAGUUGCUGUCCUCCAAACACACAACAAAACCUUGUUUGGGUGCAAGGAAGUCUUGGGCGUGUGUGGUACCGAAUCAGUAGGCGACAACCAAUGAUACGAACUCUUAGAAUUCGAAUAUAAGAUCCAUUUUUCGUCGAAGGUUAAUAACCGAUUAAGAAAUGGUACAUUAGCGUUGCGUGAAAUGUUUGUUGAACAAAUGGUAAGACGACUUAAUUUCUGAUGAAGAUGCAAACGAAUAGUUUCAGGACUCACUCUGAACAUUUCUGCAAGUUCUUGGCACAUUGUGCUGGAAUUUGCGUCCACAACAUGUCGAAGAGCAU
Acanthoscelides obtectus is the source of this 1095-nucleotide messenger RNA. NCBI's taxonomy places the organism in Eukaryota, Metazoa, Arthropoda, Insecta, Coleoptera, Chrysomelidae. The record is from the annotation of a GenBank genome assembly.